GCUUGACAUCGUUUCUGACUUGCUUGUGAUUCAUGUUUUGUUAGCUAAUCUGGCUAGCAGAUGUCGACUGGCUGAACUUUGUUUUCAGAUGAAUAUAUGCGCAUAAAACGGUUCAAACGCCACUCCUAGUUAGAGGGGAGGAUGGCGCAUCGACGUACCCCACCUGAGCUGUCCCAGAGGACAGAGUACCUGGAACCUGAUAAUGAUUCCGACAGGGACUCUGGUGUUGGGGAUGAUGCAGGGGAGGAUGCUGACAGUUGCCAUGGAAGCACGGUAACAGAAGAGGAGAAAGUCAACAAGCAAGAUGGCAGCGAAGAAAACAUUGGAGAGGGAGAAGAUUUUACAGUUUUUGUUGCCUUUCAAGGGAAUAUGGACGAUGAAGAUUUCACACAAAAACUUGACUCUAUCCUCAGUGGGAUUCCAGACAUGCUUGAUAUGGGCUCUGAGAGGCUCCAGCCACAGCAUGUGGAGCCGUGGAACAGUGUGCGAGUUACCUUCAACAUUCCUCGGGAUGCUGCUGAGCGACUCCGACUGCUGGCCCAGAACAACCAGCAGCAGCUCAGAGACCUGGGGAUUCUCUCUGUGCAGAUAGAAGGGGAAGGGGCCAUCAAUGUGGCUGUGGGACCAAAUAGAGGACAAGAAGUCCGAGUGAAUGGACCAAUUGGAGCACCUGGACAGAUGAGAAUGGAUGUUGGCUUUCCAGGUCAGCCUGGUCCAGGAGGGGUAAGGAUGGCUAACCCAUCGAUGGUUCCCCCUGGCCCUGGCAUGGCAGGUCAAGCUAUGGUACCAGGCAGCAGUGGACAGAUGCAUCCUCGUGUUCCAAGACCAUCUUCACAGACAGGUUCAGAUGUGAUGGAGCCAAUGAUGCCAGGUAUGUCGGUUCAGCAGCAACAGCAACUUCAACACCAACAGGCUGGUCCCCAUGGCCCUGGCCCAAUGCCUCCUCAGGCUGCCCAUCACAUGCAGGCCCUGCAAGCCGGGAGACCGCUCAACCCCGGUGCACUGCAGCAGUUACAGCACCACCAACAGCAACAGGCCCAACAGCAAGCUCAACUCUCCCAGCUUGGACCUAGACCUCCAUUUAACCCAUCAGGCCAGAUGGCUGCGCCUCCUGGAUGGAACCAGUUGCCCCCUGGGGUGCUUCAGCCACCAGCUGCCCAAGGAGGCCAUGCCUGGAGAAAGCCCCCACCCCAAGCCCAAAUUCAACGUCCACCCUCCCUUGCUACAGUUCAGACUCCCAGCCACCCUCCACCCCCUUACCCAUUCGGCAGCCAGCAGGCUGGGCAGGUAUUCAAUGCCAUGGGACAGGGACAGUUACAGCAACAACAGCAGACGGGAGUGGGUCAGUUUGCCGCCCCCCAGCCUAAAGGCCCACAAGCUGGCCCUGGUGGUGUCGUGGGACCACCCAGACCUCCUCCACCCCUUCCACCAACCUCUGGGCCACAGGGCAACCUCACUGCCAAGUCGCCUGGUUCCUCCUCGUCUCCUUUUCAGCAGGGUUCACCAGGGACUCCUCCCAUGAUGGCUCAGAGACCUACAACUCCACAGGGUUUUCCCCAGGGCGUUGGAUCACCAGGAAGAGCAGCCCUCGGCCAACAGGGUAACAUGCAACAAGGAUUUAUGGGAAUGCCCCAGCAUGGACAGCCUGGGGCCCAAGUUCACCCAGGCAUGCAGAAGCGUCCCAUGGGCUUUCCAACCCAAAACUUUGUCCAAGGUCAGGUGAGUGCCAGCACUCCAGGAACCCCUGGUGGAGGACCCAGUCAGCAGCUACAGAGCAGUCAAGCGAUGACUCACACAGGAGCUCAGCCAUCAGCCUCCACACCAAACUCAAUGCAGGGUCCUCCUCAUGCCCAACCCAACAUUAUGGGUGUGCAAAGUAGCAUGGCGGGUCCGCCCCCUGGUACAACUGCUGGGCCUAGUAUGGGGCAGCAACAGCCUGGCCUCCAGACCCAGAUGAUGGGCCUCCAGCAUCAGGUCCAGCCCGUGUCCUCCUCCCCCAGCCAGAAGGUUCAAGGCCAGGGUGGAGGUCAAACUGUCCUCUCAAGGCCCCUCAGUCAAGGGCAGAGGGGAGGGAUGACCCCACCCAAGCAGAUGAUGCCUCAGCAAGGCCAGGGGGUGAUGCAUGGGCAGGGUCAGAUGGUUGGAGGCCAAGGGCACCAGGCCAUGCUCAUGCAGCAGCAACAGCAACAACAGCAGCAAAACUCCAUGAUGGAACAAAUGGUUAACAAGCAGGCAUUUGGAGGCAAGAUUCCAGCUGGGGUCAUGCCUGGCCAGAUGAUGCGUGGCCCUUCUCCAAACGUUCCAGGUAACAUGGCUCAGUUCCAGGGCCAGGUUGGCCCACAGCAGAUGACUCCACAACAGCAACAACAAAUGGCUCAACUCCAACAGCAGCAGUUACAACAGCAGCAGCAGCACCAGUUGCAACAGCAACAGCUACAGCAGCAGCAGCAGCAGCAGCAACAACAACAACACCAGCAGAUGAACCAGCAACAGCCCCAACAGGUUCCUAUUGCUGGCAAUCCUAAUCAAGCUAUGGGCAUGCAUGGGCAACAGAUGAGGCUCCCUGCUGGUCAUCCACUUAUCCAACAGCAGUUGCAACAGCAACAGCAGUUGCAGCAGCAGCAGCAGCAGCAGCAACAGCAGAAACAACAGCAACAAGCCAUGUUGCAACAGCAACAGCAACAACAACAGGCAGCUCAACAACACCCACAUCCUUUGGUAGAUCCUAAUAGUGGGACAGGAGACUUGGGGGUUCAACAGAUGGUCCCUGAUAUGCAGGCGCAGCAGCAAGGCAUGAUGGGGGGCCCUCAGCACAUGCAGAUGGGAAAUGGCCAUUUUGCAGGUCAUGGCAUGAACUUUAACUCACAGUUCCAAGGUCAGAUGCCAAUGGGGGGACCCUGUGGACAGCCUGGUGGCUUCCCUGUCAGCAAGGAUGUAACACUGACUAGCCCACUGCUGGUUAACCUGCUGCAGAGUGAUAUCUCUGCCAGUCAGUUUGGGCCAGGAGGAAAACAGGGAGCAGGUGGGGGCAAUCAGGCCAAACCCAAAAAGAAGAAACCUGCACGGAAGAAGAAACCCAAAGAGGGAGAGGGACAACAACAAGUAGAGGGACUUGGUGGUCUUGAUGCAGCUGCUGGCAUGGAGGAUUCCGAACUCCCAAACCUCAGUGGCGAACAGAGUUUGGGCUUAGACAACUCUGGCCCAAAACUCCCUGAUUUUGCCAACAGGCCUCCAGGCUUUCCUGGCCAACCUGGAGACCAGAGAGUGUUGCAGCAAGUACCCAUGCAGUUUAUGCAACAGCAGCAGCAACAACAACAACAACAACAGCAGCAGCAGCAGCAGCAGCAGCAGCAGCAGCAACAACAACAACAGCAGCAGCAGCAGCAGCAGCAGCAACAACAACAAAUGCAGCACAUGCAACAGCAGCAGAUACAGCAACAACAAAUACAGCAGCAGCAACAAAUGCAACAACAGCAAAUACAGCAACAACAGCAAAUACAGCAACAGCAGCAACAGUUACAACAACAGCAGAUGCAGCAACAGCAGCAGCAGCAGAUACAACAGAUGCAGCAGAUGCAGGGUCUCCAGAAUGCUCAAGGGCAGCAGGGGAUGACUGGGCCACAGACUGCGGGUCAAGGCCAGCCCCAAAUGCACCCUCAUCAGCUGCAGCAACAACAGCAGCAGCAAACUCAACAGCCACACCUGCAACAGCAGCAACAACAGCAGAUGAUCAUGAUGCUGAAAAUACAGCAGGAGCAGGCAAAGAAUCGCAUGUCCAUCCCUCCAGGGGGGCAGCUACCUCCUCGGGGAAUGGGCAAUCCACCUGAGGUGCAGAGGCUUCCUGUAUCGCAGCAAGGCAACAUGCCUGUAAUGAUCAGCCUUCAAGGACAUGGGGGAGUACCGCCAUCACCUGACAAAGCCAGAGGGAUGCCCCUGAUGGUGAACCCACAGCUUGCAGGCGCUGCACGAAGAAUGUCCCAUCCUGAAGUAGGGCAGGGUCCCCAAGCCACUGGAUCUGAAGAGUCCUCUGGAGGGGCCCACUCGAAGCAGGACAGGCCUGGUGGCCCAGAAAUUGGGGUACAGUCUGGAAAUGGCAACCAACAGAUGAUGGCCAAUCAGGGUUCCAACACUCACAUGAUGAAGCAAGGGCCUGGUCCAUCAUCAAUGCCCCAGCACACUGGAGCCAGUCCCCAGCAACAGUUACCCACUCAGCCUCAACAAGGAGGCCCCAUACCUGGCCUUCAUUUCCCGAAUGUCCCCACAACCUCACAGAGUUCCAGGCCCAAAACCCCCAACAGAGCCAGCCCCAGGCCAUACCACCACCCCCUCACCCCAACUAAUCGUCCACCCAGUACUGAACCCUCCGAAAUCAACCUUUCACCUGAGAGGCUAAAUGCUUCUAUUGCAGGGCUGUUUCCUCCCAAAAUCAACAUUCCUCUGCCUCCCAGGCAGCCUAACCUAAACAGGGGGUUUGACCAGCAAGGUCUUAACCCAACAACUCUGAAAGCCAUUGGGCAGGCCCCUCCUAGCCUAACUCUACCAGGCGGCAACAACAACAAUGGCAGUGUGGGUGGAAAUAACACUAACAACAAUCAACAGUCCUUUUCCACUGGUACUGGAGCAGGAGGUGUAGGCACUAAACAGGACAAGCAGUCUGGAGGGCAGAGUAAACGGGCAAGUCCAAGCAAUAGUCGGAGGUCAAGUCCAGCCUCUAGCCGCAAGUCAGCCACCCCAAGUCCAGGGAGACAAAAGGGGACAAAGAUGGCAAUCGCCUGCCCUCCCCCCCAGCAGCAGUUGGUCAACCCUCAGGGGCAAACCAUGAUGCUAAACCCUACCUCAGUACCCCCAAGUCCAGUAUCUAUGCCUUCACAAGUGAGUGGUGGCAUGGAGGCACAGCAGACCCAGAGCUCCUUCCAUGGGAUACAAGGAAACCCUGUUGAGGGAGUCCGGGAAAGUCAGGGCACGAUGACAGCAGAGCAGCGACAGAUGCCUCAGCCUCAACAGCCUUUGAGGGAGUUAUCAGCUCCUAGAAUGGCAAGUCCUCGUUUCCCAGCACCUCAGCAGCCUAAACCUGACUUGGAAAUGCAGGCUGGCACAGGUGAUAGGCAGCCAGCCCACGCAGCACCUAUGCAGGACUCGGAGGUCUCACCUACUCUCAGGACAGCUCCAACCUCCCUCAACCAGUUACUGGAUAACACGGGUAUCCCAAACAUGCCUCUUCGGCCCGUACAGAGUAAUACUGUUAGGGAUGUCAUGGGAAAGGACAGCCCUAAGUCUGCUUUGGAUCCGGAGAGACCACUCCACAGUAAUUCCCAGAAUACAGAUAUGUCAGCUUCUGCUGCGACUACUGCCACUAUAAAUGAAUCAGAAGCUAAACCCAAACCUGCUGUUUCAAUCCCUACCAGCAGUCCUAAUUUGCAGCCUGCUUCAGUUCCCAGCUUGCACCCUAGCACUAAUGUAAACUCCAAUACUACCCCCAGCCUUAACCAAAACCCCAUCUCCAGUCUUGGUGUCAAUCCCAGUCCAAAUGUAAACCCAACACCUACUCUCUGCCCCACCAUCAGUACUAACACUAAUGCCACCAUGAGUGUAAGCCCCAACUCAGUCACUUCCGGUCAGAGCAGUCCUGCCUCGACUGUUAGUACCAGUUCUAACUCCAGCUCUGCUCUGAAUCCAGCCAGUUCGGCUCUAAAACCAAGCCCUAGUCCUAAACCUGUAACAAGCGUUCACUCAGUCAUACAGAUCCCUGCCUCUUCUAGCACCAUUUCCCCCAACCAGAUUACAGUGUUUGUCACCUCUAACCCCAUCACCUCUGCCCCUACUCCCCAAGCACCCACAUCUAUGGUUUCCACCAUGGUAGCUGUCCCUAACAAGAACAUUAGACCUCAGGACAUCCGGCAGCAGGCACCCGUCACCCGACCUCCUCAGUUUAUCACCACCACCCCUGUAUUUAUCAACCCAAUUUUCCAGGUCCCAGGUGCAUCUGUGGCUCCCAAUUCCACAGUGGUAUCACAGGCAGUCACCAUGAUGGGGCCAAUUCAAGUAUCCACUACAAACAUUCAACUUUCUCCUGCCCCAAGCUCCACCCAGUCCUCAGGGGCCACCAUGACUAGCACUCAGCCUGCCAGAAGUGCUGCUGGACAGGUCCAGGUUGCCACUAGUAUCCCCUCAUCGGCACCAAUUGGUACCCUCCCAUCUCCUCAGCAAAUUAAUCCAGGGGUUCUCAAAACAGAAAAUCUAGGUGAGGCAGGUUCUGCUCAGAAAACUAGUCCCCCGGUUCAGCAGCCAUCUCCCCAUCCAAGCCCUGCAGCAUCAUCUCCCUUUCAGCCUCCUCUGGCUUCUCCUCCUCCUUGCUCUAGUCCUGGAGCUGUUAACACAAUCCGAAAGAGCCCUAUGUCUCCACCUCCCACUGCCCAGGUGAAAAGUAAACCUGCACAGGCUGCUCCAGUUGUUGCUGGUACAGCUGACCCUCAGCAGAGUCCUGUAGAAAGGCCUGCACAGGGGCCCUCUGGGGCUGUGCCACCACAGGUUUUUCAUCCUCCCGCUAGUCCUGCCAUUCAGAUUGAAGCAUUAGCUCCCCAUACUACUGCUGCUGCUCAAAACAACAUUACUCUGCCUGCAGUCUCCUCUCCAGUCCCAGUGUCUGGCCAAGUUGCUGUUUCUACUCAGAUUGUUACCCAGGCUCCAGUGUCUGCACCAGCUUCAGUCUCAAGCCCAGCCCAGCCUGUAACUUCUCAAGCUCCUAUUGUCACGGUAGUUGGUACUACCACAGGUGUCUCUUCUGCUACCUUGCUCUCUACGGGCGCUCCUGUACAAAGUCCUGUAUCGUCCAUUGUUCCUAUUGUUGCUGGAUCUGGGCCUGUUCAGGAGGUUCCCUCUACCACGUCCUCUCCAGUUGCUAACCCCAGCGGAGUUCCACCUGCUCAGUCUGACCCCCUGCCUAUGGAGCCCUCCGUACCACCAGCAGCUGCACCUGCUGAAAGCACUCAGACCACCCCAGCACCUAUUCAACAAGAAGUCCCACAGUCCCAGGAACCUGUUGCCAGUGAGAAGACCGGUGAAGAGGUCUCAACAGGUUCUGAGCAGGGAUGGGCAAAGAAAAGAAAGACGCCCAUCAACUUAGUCCCAAGAGCUGCUGUGGAGAAGCCCAAGGGACCGAGCAGACGCAGCUCCCGGGCAGAGAAGGAGGUGGAGGAGGAGCCAGUAGCGGACAGUGGCAUUAGGAAGAGAUCAGCCAGGCCUGGAACCAGUGCUGCUGUAAAAGAAACUGGAGCAAGCCCCACCCAGGCCAAACGAAGGAAGUCUAAAUAGCCUGUGAACUGUACUGUAAAUGUUUUUGUUUUCCCGCUGUGAAUCAGUUGAUAUAUCGGUUUCUCUGUCCCAGAUUAUGAAUUUUCACUGGAGGAAGAAACCCAUGUACAGAUUGUUUUAAAAAGAAUUAUGCUAUUGUUUUGUCCAUGCUAUUAUGUGAGAUUGUAGUUAGAAUGUGUGCAUACAAGUAUGUGUUUGUGUGAAUGUGCUUUUUAUAUUAAAUGCUGGAUUAAUCAUGUGAAGACUGAUAAUGGAGCUUGUCAUGAUUGUAUAAUUAUGUUGUAAAACUGAAUUAAAUUUUCUACUGCUUUUUGUUCUGUGAAA
This is a messenger RNA of Dicentrarchus labrax (European seabass), 7635 nucleotides long. It is a transcript of the gene ncoa6, whose product is annotated as nuclear receptor coactivator 6. Bases 142 to 7311 code for a protein of 2389 amino acids. Gene Ontology annotation, cellular component: nucleus; transcription regulator complex; histone methyltransferase complex. The transcript has 17 exons. Gene Ontology annotation, biological process: positive regulation of transcription by RNA polymerase II. The record is from RefSeq and is a predicted model, not a curated record. NCBI's taxonomy places the organism in Eukaryota, Metazoa, Chordata, Actinopteri, Moronidae.